Molecule: messenger RNA, 1494 nt
Organism: Fusarium mangiferae
Lineage: Eukaryota; Fungi; Ascomycota; Sordariomycetes; Hypocreales; Nectriaceae
Exons: 2
Coding region: 1-1494 (497 amino acids)
Source: RefSeq, a predicted model, not a curated record
AUGGACUUGUUUUCCCCUCUCCUCGGCAGGCAACUGAGGUUCUAUACUCGCUUUCUAGCUCCGUGUACAACAAUCGAACCAGGCCACAUCGGUAACAUCGGCCUGAAUCACCUCCCGGACGAGAUCCUCAUGUGCAUCAUUCACGAUAUCUACGGAGGAACUGAUAAGAGCUCUUUGUUCGCAUUCUUUUCCCUACGCCAAGUCUCCCAACGGUUUAGACGCCUGACUCAAGAUGACGCCUUUGACUCACACCUCUUCUCAGACAAGGAUUGCUGUGAACAGUGUGUCAGCUUCUCUGGAGUUUGGGCAGGUCGAUCUGCCACUCUAACGAAUAUCGAUCUCCCCUUGACUAGAGAAAAACACUGCUUCGGUUACAAGGCCAAGAAGAGAGGUGUAUGGUUGAAGGGACUGGGAGACCUCGUCAGAAAGGGAAAGACAUGUUCCACGUGCCAGGAGGGUUUUGAUGCUAGGAAGAGAACAGGCGCCUCCCUGAAAUGCAAGUUUGCCCCCCGACACCAUCUUGACUGGGGUUUCUGCAUGAGUUGCCUAGUUUUUCAUCCUCGGGUAUGCUUUUCGGCCGGCAAGUUCGAAUGUCUUGCCAAAACGGGCUACAUUCGGCUUUGUGAGCACAAAGUCAUCGAUUGGUAUUCUGUCCAGCAAUUUGUCAACGGCCCGAAUUCAUCCCCAAACAAGAGUCAGAAAUUCGAAAUCACGAGGUGCGAAGAUCCGAGUCAUUAUAGUUCUUGCAGUAAUGGACUCGGCGGGCCAAAGGCCGAGAUGAUCACAUAUGCAACAGGUGGGGGCUUGUUGUUGUUCACAUUCACCGGUAACUCGGAUCCAGAUCUGGCGCCAGAUCAAGGCAUCUGCGACAUUUCUUACGGUAUGAACUACGAAACUGGAACAAUGACUCUCCCAAUGAGAGUUAUUGAGGAAGCCAUUCGAUCGGUCCGAGAGAAAAGCGGGAAGCACUUUGCACCAGAACGUAUAUCGGGAGUCUUACCCGAGUUAAGUGGUCUCAACCUUGAAGACGUCAACACUGAUUCCCCAUCCGAAGAUCACCCUGUCAAAGUCAUACAUCCAAAAGGCGCAAAGCCACAAAUAAGUCGCUCAUCUUUACUACACGAUCAUCCGACCCAAGACAGCGUGCGGAUCACAGCUGAACCCUGUACCCAUCCAGGCUCCAUGGCCAACCAUUCUUGCAUCACAGUUCGCUACCAGCGAAGUAUACGCGUCGGAUGGCCGCAGAUAUCAGGACAACUCCAAGAUGAGAAUCUGCCGAGCCACGAUUGGUUUCAUGCAAUAAGCAGGGAGUCAUACACUUACAGGGGCUCCUCUGGUGUUGCUGAGACAUGCCACGAUAAAGGCUGUCGGAACUACUACGCGAUAUCAAGUAGCCGGUUACAUUCCGCAGCCUCAGAAGUCGAACUAUCAAGACAAAUUACGCCAGGGAUAAUGACAGCGGCAGAUAUGCGCUUAGGCAGUAUGUUCCGGUAG